CAACAGCGCUCUCAGCCCAGGACCGCACAACCAGAUUCAUGACCACAGACAUCCAAAACCUCAAGACCUUCGAUCCGUUCGCGGAAGCCGAAGACUCAGUCGGCGAGACAAAAACCACCAGCCAAAAUUACAUCCAUAUCCGCAUCCAACAGCGCAAUGGUCGUAAGACGCUGACGACGGUCCAAGGCCUGCCCAAGAAAUUCGACCAGAAGAAGAUCCUCAAAGUGAUCAAGAAGAAGUUCGCCUGCAAUGGCACCGUCGUCACGGACAGCGAGAUGGGCGAGGUGAUCCAGCUCCAGGGCGACCAGCGCAAGGAUGUCCAGGAGUUCUUGACCGAUAAGAAGGAGGGGCUGGGCUUGGACGCGAAGACCAUCAAGGUCCACGGCUUCUAAGCCCGAGCACCCAACUACUGCCCAUGCCUCUGUCGCCGCUUCCCGCUUUGAACACCCCUCUCGAUCGGCGACGACGUCGCUCUGCCAAUAUACCUCGUCGUCGUCGCCGCGAAGUGGGAUGAUGAUCUC
Trematosphaeria pertusa is the source of this 521-nucleotide messenger RNA. Its product is annotated as protein translation factor SUI1. Gene Ontology annotation, biological process: translational initiation. NCBI's taxonomy places the organism in Eukaryota, Fungi, Ascomycota, Dothideomycetes, Pleosporales, Trematosphaeriaceae. Gene Ontology annotation, cellular component: eukaryotic 43S preinitiation complex. Gene Ontology annotation, molecular function: RNA binding; ribosomal small subunit binding; translation initiation factor activity. The record is from RefSeq and is a predicted model, not a curated record. The coding region runs from base 39 to 392 and encodes 117 amino acids. The transcript has 2 exons.